AUGGAGGAAGUCCAAACAAGUUUUGACAAAAUCCUGACUUUGACAGCAGAGAAAGCUAAUCCGUUGGUGAUUGAAGAGGAAGAUGAUGUUGUAGCUCAAGAUAUCCUUGAGAGAAGUUUAGUGGCAAAGAUCUACUCACCAAAACCAGUUCACAAGAAGUCUUUUAAGCAUAGAAUGUUGGAGAUUUGGGAUCCAGUGGGUGAAGUCAAUAUUAAAGACCUCCCAGAGGAGCCUGAUGGUACUGUGGCACCCUCUAAGAUGAAUUUAAAAUUUUCUGAUUUCUGGGUUCAAAUCCGGAAUGUUCCCCUCUUAAAAAUGACUGAGAAGCUUGCUAGGUCAAUUGGAGAUAGAACUGGUACAUGGAUAGACAUUUCUCGAUGUGAAGGGGUCAGGGAUUGGUCUUGCUUCACAGAUAGGCAAUCUAGUUGGCAAAGAGCCAAAGGGUGUGCAGACCAAAACAGGGUUCAAAUUGGUGAGAAAAUGAGUGGGGAACUAGUUAUGGAAGGGGAAGCUUCAAAGCACAAGAAAGUUGAUGAGGGUAAAAACAAUGAGAUUACCCUGUAUGAAUCUGUGGUGUGCCCGGAGAUGAUGGCCCACCAUGAGAAAUGA
This is a messenger RNA of Prunus armeniaca (apricot), 609 nucleotides long. The record is from the annotation of a GenBank genome assembly. Lineage: Eukaryota; Viridiplantae; Streptophyta; Magnoliopsida; Rosales; Rosaceae.